Molecule: messenger RNA, 2910 nt
Organism: Scedosporium apiospermum
Lineage: Eukaryota; Fungi; Ascomycota; Sordariomycetes; Microascales; Microascaceae
Exons: 10
Coding region: 1-2910 (969 amino acids)
Source: RefSeq, a predicted model, not a curated record
AUGGCACGCCUGGCGUCUACUGACCUAGACGAGGCUUUUGAGGCGGCGCGGGCCGAGUUUGUCGGCAGCCUGAAGCGUCGGAGCCUGCCUGCCGCCCAGGCUCUGUCGAAGGCUACGACGAUUCAACAUGUUCUCGAUGCGAUUGCCGAGGUGGAGGCUCAGCAGCAGAGGAGUGGCAAAUUGAGGGCUUUGGGGAGAUUGAAGCCUCUUGUGAACGGGUUGAAGGAGUAUGCUGGGGUUGUGGAGGUGUUUAUUCAGGCGAAGCAGGAUAUUCUUAGCUUGAUAUGGGGUCCACUCAAGUUUAUUCUCGAGGCUACGAGCAGAGUCAUCACGCUUUUCGAGAAGAUGAUCGAGGUCUUCUCUGAAAUUGGCAGGAUACUACCCCAGUUCCAAAAGUACCGGGAGAUUCUAGAAGACGAACAGAUCCAGCCAGUACUGACCCUUUUCUACAAGGAGAUUCUAGCCUUGUAUAGCACGCUACUCGACUUCUUGAAGCAUCCAGGUCGGAACACCUUCCUUGAGUCGAUUUGGCCAAAUGUUCGCAGCAAGAUUGGGGUGAUCUUGGACAAUAUUAAGGAUCAUGAAAGGGUCUUGUUGAGCCAUGUCACUCUUGAGCACGUCCUGCAAUCGCACAGGGAGCGCAAGCAGGCCCUUAAAGCUGAGGAAGAGGCAGAGAUGGCUCGCAAUCGCCAGUACUGGAAGGAGAUGGAGAAGGAGGUCGUACCGAAGCUCUACGAUGUGAGGUUAUACGAGAUCCUUUCGGAUAGCUCUUUCGACUCGGGGCAGUGGUUGGAGAAGAACACUCGGUUCCGGAUCUGGAGAGACGGAAUGGGCAAGAAUCGAUGCCUUUGGCUCUCUGGAAUUCCGGGAGCCGGGAAGACGUACAUUGCAGGAAACUCCCUUCGGCCCGAGAUUCUCAGGUCCUAUUCCGCGAACGAGAGGAAAUUUGCCAGUAGCCCCGAAUGGAUUCGAGAUCUUCUGUCCAGGGUCCUUCACGACAAGCCUGUGUUUAUUUUCUUGGACGGGCUGGACGAAUUGGAUGAGAAACGCCGCGGCGAGACAAAGUGCCGCGAGGAGAUUCUCCAGGACAUCUUUCACGUCGUCGACUCGUGCCCUCUCGUGAGGCUACUGGUUAGCAGUCGGGUCGAGAGUGACUUGAAGAGGCAACUUUCGGCCAAAAGAACACUUCAGCUGCGUGUUCACGAGAACAAUUCGGACGACAUCAAGAAGUAUGUUGAUCUCGAAUGUGGCAGAUUGGUCAAUCGUCUAAGGGAGUUUGGGGCAAACGAGGAGAUCUGCAGUCAAGUGCAGGAUGCCUCGGCUAUUGUUGUGGAAAGAGCUGGUGGGAUGAUACUCUAUGCCAGUCUUAUCUUCCAGAUAGCUAUGGAUCUUGGCAACGUCGAAGAUAUUCGAGCGGAGUUUGCAGGCCUACCGCAGAAUUUGGAUGAAGCAUACGGUCGCGUAUUGAGCCGCAUCCGGUCUUCUCGCGUUCCGAAUGUCCGCGAAGCCGCCCGGAAAGUCCUGUCGUGGGUAGCUUGCCAGAAACGUACGCUCCGGGAAGAGGAGCUUCUGCAGAUUCUUGCGAUCGUGCCGGGCACGCAGGACUUCACCAAGGGCCGAAAGGAUCACCGAGAUAUACUUCAAGCGUGUGGACCAAUCAUAGAGAUUGUCGACGGCUUUAUCCACUUCGUUCACUUCUCUGCUAAGGAAUACCUUCUCGGCGAGCAAAGUAACCACUUCCUGGUUCUCAGAGAUGCCCACGUUGAGGCGGCGACUAUUUGUGCCACAUAUUUGUCGUUUUCGUUGCUCGACUCGGUCUUCGAAUGCAAUGCCAACCCGGUACAACAUGAGAUUCAUGACGGCGGCUACGUCUUCCUUAACUACGCCGUGCUUUCCUGGAUCCACCACGUGAAGGAAAUCUCUGUUCCAGGAGCCCACGAAAACAACAUCGACACGCCAGCACUAGGUACGCUGGUUGCUUGUCUCAAGCGCUUACUGGAGAAGCGUGGGCAACCAUUCCAAAGAACCGCAUCCGCGAAGGUGCUUCUGCCCAGUUUUAACGUCUUCAGGAACCAUAGAGAUCUACAGUCCAGCCUAUGCGGAAUUGCGUACUUCAUGGGGAGAGCGGAGCAUGAUUUACUUGGCGAGGGUUCGAUAGAUGGCGACGGCUCCCAGCCCAACCAAGAUCCUACGACGCUGCUCACCGGUCUAAAGAUGUUUCGAUCCAAACUGGCAGCCAACUUUUGCGAAGACGCCGUCCAUGUCUCAGAGUGCCGCUGCGAGAACUUGGUUCGUCUUUACGGCGAGUCCAUCUAUUACUGUAACCAAUAUCAUUGCCCAAAGUUCCGCGAUGGGUACAAGACCGCAGAGAUGAGACUCCACCACAUGAGAGUCCACGGUCGCUUGAUCAGAGUCCCUGAGAUUGGAUCUGGUGCCUCGGUGGACAAAAUUCCUUUUCCGGUCGCCGAAAGUCCGCAGUCGGAAACAAAUAUCGACAUUGUCAAUCUGUCUGGGGACGAUCUUGACGGCAUGCUACUAGAUGCCGUCUGCAGCAACCAGAUCGAGUUGGCGAGCAAACUGUGGCCUUCCAGCGGGAAACUUCCGGGAAAUGCUGAUGAACUGGUACAGUUCGCGGCCUGGAAAUGCAGCCCAGAAAUGGUCAGGCUCCUGUGUUCAGCAGUUGCUUCGGCAAUGUCAAACGCACAGGCGUUUAAAGAUGUGCUGAACCAAGCACUUGCUGUUGCCAUCGAGACUGAGAAUCUCACGAACAUUAGGACACUAAUAUCUCUUGGAGCAGAAGUAGCGAAUCGUAGCUCCAUGUCGGCCUUGCUUGCCGAGGCGCUUUUCGGCGAGAUAUCUUCCAAGAGAUAUGGCAAGCCAAUAACCCACAAGCUAGGGUUGCCCGACUAG